Actinia tenebrosa (Australian red waratah sea anemone) is the source of this 2764-nucleotide messenger RNA. RefSeq names its product calcium-binding protein 39. The record is from RefSeq and is a predicted model, not a curated record. Gene Ontology annotation, molecular function: protein serine/threonine kinase activator activity. Lineage: Eukaryota; Metazoa; Cnidaria; Anthozoa; Actiniaria; Actiniidae. Gene Ontology annotation, biological process: intracellular signal transduction.
UAGAGUUCAGUUAGCUUCCUGCUUCUCUAAGGCGUGCAUGAUUUGAAAUCUCAAAAUUCAUCAACUUUAACUCCGAUUUACCGUCUCUUUAYCACUCAAAGACAAUCAAAAAAACCCUAGGAAGCUCACAAGGACUCAUACUUAAGAAGGUCUGAAGAUCUGAAGCAAGCUACGGUCCAGCCAUCAUGCCUUUAUUUGGCUCCUCCAAGAAGAGUCCUCAAGAGGUGGUUAAGAGUACCAGAGAAGCUCUUACUGUCCUGGAAAAAGAGCCACCUGGAAGUAAAAAAGCUGAAAAGGCCUUGGAGGAAAUUUCCAAGCAGUUUGGUGCCAUGAAAAACAUCUUACAAGGAUCAGGAGAUCAAGAGCCCCAGACUGAGUUAGUUGCCCAACUUUCCCAAGAGUUCUACAAUAAUGCCCUCUUCCAACAAAUACUUGAUAAUCUAGCUAAGCUUGAUUUUGAGUCAAAAAAAGAUGCAGCCCAGAUCUUCAACAAUAUCUUGAGACGUCAGAUAGGAACCAGGUCACCAACCGUGGAGUAUAUCUGCUCUAAGGAAGAGAUGUUGUUUCAGAUGAUUGAUGGGUAUGAAGUACCAGAAAUUGCACUCAACUGUGGAGUAAUGCUAAGGGAAUGCAUACGGCAUGAAGCUCUGGCCAGGGCCAUACUGAAUAGUGAUAGAUUCUACAAGUUUUUUAUCUAUGUGGAAGUGUCAACAUUUGAUAUUGCAUCUGAUGCCUUCUCUACCUUCAAGGAACUCCUGACAAGGCACAAGAUAAUGUGUGCAGAGUUUCUUGACAAGAAUUAUGACUCUUUUUUUGAAAAAUAUAAGAAACUGCUGAACUCUGAUAACUAUGUAACAAGACGACAGUCUCUGAAGUUGCUUGGAGAGCUUCUGCUGGACAGACAUAACUUCACAGUGAUGACACAAUACAUCAGCAACCCUGAGAACCUCAAACUCAUGAUGAACAUGCUACGGGACAAGAGCAGGAACAUCCAGUUCGAGGCUUUCCAUGUAUUCAAGGUGUUUGUAGCAAAUCCCAAUAAGUCACCAGCUAUUCUUGAUAUUUUACUAAAGAACAAAGACAAACUGGUGGAAUUCUUGACUAACUUCCAUACGGAUAGAACAGAGGAUGAACAAUUCAAUGACGAAAAGACAUAUCUCAUUAAACAAAUUAAAGAACUCCAUCCAGCAUAACCGCAGACCAAUACAAGGCACUCAACUUUUGAUUUAGUAGCCCCAUUUAUGUAUUGUUAUAUCAUUGCCUUAAUUUCCACUGCAAUCCUAUUCAAGAUUAUUGAUAAUUAUUAUUACAUAAACACUGGUAACCACACACAGAAUUACCGCAAACUACUGCAAAAUUGGACAAUGAUUACCACAAACUACUUUAAAAUUAGACAAAGCUUGAACAAAGGUUGAUCCCCUAAAAUGAAUGGAGAUUGAAGCUUCUAAAAUAUAAAACACUUAAAGUAUUUCCCAAGGUAGCUUAAUUUGGAAGACAAUGCAAUAAAUUAUUUCUAUUCUCAUGAGGUUAAAAUUCUAUUGCUUUUCCUCCAAAUUGAACUGGGAAAAUGCUUCAAGUGGUUUGUAGGCUCUGUAUACUAUAAAUGUGGCAUGUUCAAACCUUCAUUACAGUGCAUUGAAAUUGGGAGCUAGAAGGAAUAGGCCUUAAUUGCCUCUUUCCCCUUGUUCUCAUCCCUUGCACUUCUAAGGUGGCAUGCUAGAGUAUAAUAAAUUAUAUAUCUAGCAUGUAUAAAGGGAAUCAGGAUCRUGAAAGGGAAUUGUAAAGCCUUAUAAUGUAAGGCAGUGGUAUCUUGAGCUGCAACUUGCAGCAAGUUACAAAAGGAAUGCACAUUGUUUUCAAGAUCCUUUCUCAGCACCUCAUGAAAAUGAAACAAGACUUUGUGCUGAUUGUUAAAUACAGUGGAGUCCAUAGACUCUUUUAGCUUCAUUGUUUGUUGUGCACAUUUCAGACCAUGUGAUGUCACUCUUGGGAGUUGAUUCUUUCAUGUCUAAAUAUUUUAACAUGUUUGUUAUAAAAGAACAAUUCUCAAGGGAAUGACUCAUGAUCUGAAAUUGGCAGUUUGCAUAUGAAGCUUAAAUGGUCUAUUAUCUCCAACUUCCCGGGGUCUAGAGAAAAGAAAUAACAAGGUUUCAAGAUAUCCAGGUAUUAAAGUCCUUAGGAUGUGGCUUUGACUUUAAUCAAGGCAAUUAAAAGUUUGAGAUAUCCAGGGAGAUACUGUAGCAGGAUCAGGCCUCCACUGUAGUUUUUGUGAUGCAUGAUCAUAAAUACCAUUGCACAUUACACUCUACACACAAGCUGGGAAAAAAUCAAAUCUUUCUUUGUGAGUUGCAAGAAAUAUUGUCUAAAAAAUGGUAUUCUAUCAAUGUUAAUCUCAACAUUUCAUUGGCAAUCUUUGAUAUUUUGGCUUGGAAUGUUUUUCCCUGUUAUAAAUCAAAAGUACAAGGUUAUAGGAUUUGAUCUGUGGGUUAUGUCAGCCCAGAGGUUAGUUUAGAGUUUGACAAAAUAACUAAACAAAAAAGUAGGAUCAUUUUCAACAAUAUUCAUUCUCAAAGCCCUUGGUAAAAGUCAUAAUUUUAGCGCUGUCAUCUAACAUGUUAUUCCUUUGACAAAACGUCAUUACACAGCCAAAUAUUAUCUGCAUGAUUAGCUUAAAAUAAACUAUCGGUCAAAUGGAAGAGAAAGAAUUAAAGAAGAAUUACAAGCUUCACUUAAAUCUUUUGAAAAUAAAAGGAUUGAAUUUUCA